AUGGUGGCCCUUCUUUACGCGUUGUUCUUGGGCAGCAGCGCGUGGCUAUGUGCUGCCCAUCCCGUCGCUGAGAAGCGUACGGUGACGGCGCUCGAUCAGGCUUCCUUCGAGGAAGCUCAACAGCGCGACAACACGGCCACGAGAGCCUUUUCGUCGAUUCCUAUCAAGACAUCGGAUGGACAAUGCCUCUUCGUCGACGAGCUGUCUGGAGAUUUCCGCGCCAACUUGACGCCGAUUCAAGUCGGGGCGUGCAACGGCAGCAUUGCACAGCAGUGGGACAUCAUCACCGCCGGGAAGCAUGACAAUCAACCGGGGAGUAUGCUGAUCGUCAGCGCAUUUACGCAAGCGUGCUUCAAUUUCGACCCCCGUCGUGCUGCCGGGAACCAGGUGCUUCUCUUUUCGUGCGGUGGACGUGCCGACGGCACUGGAGCUGUGACAAACUCCCAACUGUUUCCCUUCAAUGGAAGUGCCGGCCCUCUCGCCUUGACCCCUGAGAAUGCCCCUGGAGACUGUUUGACCGUUAGUGGAGGACUCAUCGACAUCGCGGCCUGCAACCCUGCUGAUCCCAAGCAAUCUUUCACUUUCGAUGAUGCUGGUGCUGGUGCUGUUAGCACUUCUGUUAGCACUACUGUCAGUGCUACUGUUACCACCGCUGUGGCAGUCGAAUCGCCAACCGUUGCGACUGACUGUGCACCCGUUUCGACCAUCAUUUCGACGCUACCUGCAUCAACCAUUACGCUGCCUGCGUCAACCGUCACCGUGACGGUCGUCUCAACCCCGGCGACGACAAUUUCAACAACAUCACCGCCACCACCUACCGUUGCAGCCAGUACAGCAUCAUCAGGCCCAACACCACCGACCUCGGCCUCAGCCUCAGCCUCAGCCUCCGUCAUCUCCGUCUCUCGCGCCGGCAACGUCCUCCAACCCUCCGCAGCGGCCGAAGCCAACCCGCGCGACGACACGGCCACGCGAGCCUUUUCCUCCGUCCCGAUCAAAUCAUCGUCGGGCCAGUGUCUCUUCAUCGACCCCACGGCGGGCGACUUCCGCGAGAACCUGAUCCCGAUCGUGCUGCAGCCGUGCGACGACGGCAGCCCCAACCAGAGCUUUGACGUCAUCACCGCGGGCGUGCACAACAACCAGCCCAAUUCGGCGUUGAUCGUGAGUACCCUGACGCAAGGGUGUUUGAACUUCGACCCCCGGAGGGACGCGGGAGAUACGGUGAUCAUGUUCAGUUGUGGGGGCAGGGCGGAUGGGAGUGGACAAGUCACCAACAGUCAGCUCUUCACCUUCACCGCCGGCGAGACCAGUUUGCGGCUUCAGCCCGAGAAUGGCGACGGGACCGUGUGUCUGGUAGAAAAUGCAGCGGGCAGGCUGGACCAGACGACGUGUAGUGACGACCCGAGCCAGGUGUUCACCAUCGGCUAG
Molecule: messenger RNA, 1425 nt
Organism: Fonsecaea erecta
Lineage: Eukaryota; Fungi; Ascomycota; Eurotiomycetes; Chaetothyriales; Herpotrichiellaceae
Exons: 4
Coding region: 1-1425 (474 amino acids)
Source: RefSeq, a predicted model, not a curated record